AUGGCUGCGAAUGGCGAUGCUAAGACAAAUCCAGCGUUUUACAAACAACCAGUAACUCAACUUUCUAAUUUCAUUGGUCAGUGGGUUGAAAUAUACAAUGAUAAUCCCCACUAUAAUCUGACAGAUCGUCGAAAUACAACACUUUCUGUACUGCCACCACUUAAAUUUCCAUGUUUAAUGCAAAUUGUAGAUUAUGACUAUUCAAACAUCGUUACGCAAAACAUUCGACUAAAAUGCUGGCUGUUGGAAAAUGAAGUAAAUAUGUCCACAGUUCAAUCAUAUUUCAAUCCUUCUUUUGCAAAUAUGGAACUGACAUGGGUCAAAAGAUGGGUUACAUUUGAUCAGAAUUGGACAUUUAAAUUUGUUGAUGAAAGUGAGCUCAGUAGCCAUCCAUCGGCUGAUUUCAUACGACAGAAAGGUGAAAUUUAUCGCAUUUGUGGCGACCGACAAGUCGAAUAUGGUGAUGGUGGUCAAUCUGAUCUCGUUUAUCCUAUAUGGAUCAAUGAACGCCUGUCCUUUCCAGAACACAGACGCCAGAGGCUGACUCGAAGACUCCUGGAGCUUAACGAACAACGCCAGGAUUUUCAUCCAGAACCAUCACCAGUAGAAGAUAUUAUUGACCCAGAUUUGUUAGCUUGUCGACCUAUGAAUACACGUUCAUGGACUGAACGGCAUUUGAAAGAGUUAGAAGAACAGAAAAAUACAUGGCCAUAUGAACGUGAUUUCAGGUGUUUCAAACGGGAUUUAGCGCAGGGGGAAUAUGACCAGCUGUCUGAUGCAAUUAAAUUACGUGAAACAUAUCAAUGGUUACCAUCGGAAUUCAUCAUUAAGAAAGAUGGUAAAAUCGACAUAUGUUCACCCAUUUAUCAGUUACCGGUAAUCUCAGAAAAUAAACAAACUUAUGGUGACAUAGCCACAAUAUUCAGUAAGAUGUUGCCAAUGUUUGAGAAAAUGAAAUUAAUUACAUUAGGUGGUAGUGGCGAAGAAGAAACGAAGUUACAGGUGAUUGUUAAAGCACAAAGUUAUAACCUGAAACCAGGUAUGAUACGUACUGAAAAAUUUCGUUCUGUUGUAUCUGGAAACGUAUCAAUCGAAAAGCGGAAUCUAGAAAGAGCUGUGUGA
Messenger RNA from Didymodactylos carnosus, 1122 nucleotides. Lineage: Eukaryota; Metazoa; Rotifera; Eurotatoria; Philodinida; Philodinidae. The record is from the annotation of a GenBank genome assembly.